Mustela erminea (ermine) is the source of this 1241-nucleotide messenger RNA. Its product is annotated as protein argonaute 12-like. The record is from RefSeq and is a predicted model, not a curated record. The transcript has 6 exons. The coding region runs from base 1 to 849 and encodes 282 amino acids. NCBI's taxonomy places the organism in Eukaryota, Metazoa, Chordata, Mammalia, Carnivora, Mustelidae.
AUGCGCUUUGAUGUGGUCAGGGGCGGGUGCCGCAGCCGGGAGCGGGCGCCGCGGCCGGGGGCGGUGCCGCCGGGGGGCGGGCGGAGGGCGGGCCGGGGCGGGGCGCCGUCCGCUCGGCUCCGGGAGGCGGGCCCAGCGAGCGGGCGGAACUCCCCCCAACUUUCGAGGGGUCUCGCCGCCCAGCUUUUCUCCCCGCAGCGCCGGGCUCGCGGUCUUUGGCGGGGGCGGGGGGGGGGGGCGGCAGCGGCCCCGGGUCCCGGCAGGUUGAGCGAGGCCCCGACCCCUGGCCCCGCGAGCGCGGGACAGCGGGACGUCGGGGCGCAGGGUCCGGCCGCAGCUACUUCCCCGACCCCCGGCGGUGGCGACCCGGGCUCUGCGGUGCGGGAGGGCGCGGCCUGCGGUGGGAGGUGCCCUGCCCGCGGCUCGGCCCCAGCCCCGCGGAUCAGAGCUCAGGUGCAGACUCAACAAUCUCUGGUCACCGGAGAAGAUGGCUGUUUGCAGGACCCUGACCACAAGACCAUCCUUCUGGCCAGUCUGGCCCCUUGCUUUUUAGGCUCUGGUCAUCUCUCCAUACCAGCUGUCCCAGAGGCCAUUUUAGACGGCUGGGUUUGCUCAGGAGCCUCAGCGUUCUUCUGUCCAGGAGAAGGGACAGCGUCAAGGAGGACUCCAGCAGAGAACCCUGGGAGGUAUCUAGCAUGGAGAAGAUGCUCUCUUAAUGAUCGCCUCUCACCCCCUUCAGCUUUAGAGGCAGGCAUCGAUCCCAGGAUGGACAUGGAGAGUGCCCCUUGGAGGUUUUGCAGCAACUAUGGGGAAAGAGGCAUUUGUUUUUUGUGCGAUUUGCCAGGUUGAUGGAAUGGCUGGUCACCAUCCUGUUCUCUACUUGAGGUUGACGCCAACAAAGAAGAAAAAGCUCAGAGAUGGAGAGAAUAGGCUGUCUGGAUGUCAGUGAGCCCCUGGAUCCAGCCAUGCCUGAAGCUAACCACACCUCUGGAUUAACCUGUUUAUAUGAGCCAAUGCAUGUCUCUUUUGCUCAAAUCAUCCUGAGUUGGGUUUCUGUCUUAGAAAGGGUCCUGAUAAAUCAGUUCUGAGGUAUACUUGACAUGCCAUAAAACCUACCCAUUUUGUCUACUGCCAUUGAGAUAGAGAACAUUUCAAGCUCUGGGACCACCCCUGAUCUGCCUUGGUUGUAGAGAUUGAUUUUGUCUUUUCUAGAAUUUUGUAUAAAUAUGAUCGUUUAGUGU